Molecule: messenger RNA, 1087 nt
Organism: Morone saxatilis (striped sea-bass)
Lineage: Eukaryota; Metazoa; Chordata; Actinopteri; Moronidae
Gene: foxl3
Product: forkhead box L3
Exons: 3
Coding region: 44-793 (249 amino acids)
Biological process (GO): regulation of transcription by RNA polymerase II; anatomical structure morphogenesis; cell differentiation
Molecular function (GO): DNA-binding transcription factor activity, RNA polymerase II-specific; RNA polymerase II cis-regulatory region sequence-specific DNA binding
Source: RefSeq, a predicted model, not a curated record
UCAGACACUUUGGAUCACACAUCCGACUCCUCAAGGUGUAGAUAUGUUUGAUAACUCUCACUAUCCCUUCAACUGUUUCAACUACGAUGGAGACGGAUACCCUUCCUCUAGCACUGACGAAGAGAAGAAAAUGUGCAGACCCGCGUACAGCUACAUAGCUCUGAUAGCCAUGGCCAUCCAGCAGAGCCCCGAGCAGCGGGUCACUCUGUCGGGCAUCUAUGAGUUCAUCAUGAAGAGAUUUCCUUACUACCGCUCCAACCAGAGAGCCUGGCAGAACUCCAUCCGACACAACCUGUCUCUCAACAGCUGCUUCAUCAAGGUUCCUCGGACAGAGGGCAAUGAGAAGGGAAAGGGAAACUACUGGACUUUUGCCACCGGCUGUGAAUCCAUGCUUGACCUGUUUGAAAAUGGCAACUUCCGGCGUCGCAGGCGCAGGAGGAACAUGAAAAUCGGGUUCCGUGAUUCAGGAGAAACCCCUUUCCACCCCUUGGAGAGCCACAGCAAUCAGCGCGUACCCACAGCUCGCCACCCCGAACCCGACUCCACCCUGUGCCCUUUGAACCCUGAGAGGCCGAGGCCGGGCCCCCAGCAAAACCACCUCAUCCCAAACCCCGGCCAGCAGGGGAAACCGGAGUCAGAGAUCAAGUUUAGCAUUGACUACAUCCUAUCCACGCCGGAUCCACCCCUUCCUGGGUUCAGAUCCUCCCACGGCUCCGUUCACAUAGGGCCAACGGGGCCGCCUGUACAUGUUCUGGAGCCCCAACAUCUGAACCUGCACUUCUGGACUCUGUAAGGAGGAGAGAAAAGCAGAGACUGAAUAUAUUCUUUCAUUGUCGUCUGUGUCCAAAACUGGGAAGUACUAUGAGGACAUCCAAAGACAGAAGAGAAACCCCACAAGAGGAAUUUUACUGACUUGAAAAUGUAAAUGAGGAACAAAGUAUAGAGGUACAGAAUUGUGUGAUGGGUUCUAGAUAAAGAAAAAGUCACUAAAAGAAAGAAUUGUGCUGUCUAAGAAUUCAUCCAAAAGAUAGCAAAAAAGCAUUCAUAUUGUCAUUAUACUGUAUGUGCAGUGUCCAGUGCUGACAUA